Molecule: messenger RNA, 2232 nt
Organism: Sitodiplosis mosellana (orange wheat blossom midge)
Lineage: Eukaryota; Metazoa; Arthropoda; Insecta; Diptera; Cecidomyiidae
Gene: Patsas
Exons: 7
Coding region: 457-2061 (534 amino acids)
Biological process (GO): protein palmitoylation
Cellular component (GO): Golgi membrane
Molecular function (GO): palmitoyltransferase activity; protein binding
Source: RefSeq, a predicted model, not a curated record
AAGCCCAAGUUUGUUUACAUUCUGAAGGACCCAAUUUAUCCAGUCAAAAUUCGUACACUGCGCAUGUUCCUGACAUAUAAAAUUUUUUUUGUGUGUUUCACAUCGUGAAUCCAUUCGUGUUUUGCAUGUUCCAUACAUUUUUUCAUCUGCAUUGAAACGUGUCACUCGUAAUUAAAUUCAUAAGGCAGAAAAUCCAAAAUAAACGGGUUACAUAAAAAAGACGUAAUAUUCAGGUGAUUUGUGUCUGUUAAAGGAACAACAUAACAGCUCAACAUCUCCUGAAUCGUGCAGAGAGUGAGAGUGAGAAAAAUUUUCAGUGACCAGUUCGAAACGGAAAAUUCAUUUAUCGUGGCGUCAGAAAGCGGAAUCAGAACGCAGAAUAGUAAGGUUCAUCCGAGCCCAGGCGUUGCUCGUAGUAUUGUCUGGGCCAUAUCACCAUUAACAGCAUCAUGUAAUAUGACCGAAGAUCAUGAGCACGCUCAUACAGAGGAGGAAUCAACGCCAAUCGAGGAAAAAGAUUCCAAUCUGUUGUGCUCAGAAUUGGUCGUACACAUCGAUGACAUUUUUGAUGUCAUUAAAAAUGGUGAAUUGGCUGACGUUGAGAAUUUCGUGGAGAAAUUCGGAAUUGAAACGUUGAGUGCUCGUGAUAAACAUGGUUAUACACCAGCUCAUUGGGUCGCGCUCGAUGGAAAUGUUGAUAUGAUGCGAUAUUUGGUUGAGCGUAAUGCUCCAGUCGACUUGCGUUGUUUGGGAACACAAGGACCAAGGCCAAUUCAUUGGGCUUGUCGCAAAGGUCAUGCUGCUGUGGUUCAAGUGCUGCUCCAGGCUGGUGUCGGUGUGAAUGCAGCUGAUUUAAAAGGCUUAACACCGCUAAUGACUGCUUGCAUGUAUGGCCGUACAGCGACGGCCGCUUAUUUGCUCGGUAUGAAUGCACAGAAUCAUUUAACUGAUAUAAAUGGUGACACCGCUUUGCACUGGGCCGCUUACAAAGGUCAUGUUGAUUUAAUGCGAUUGCUGAUGUACUCCGGAGUUCAUCUGCAAAAAACCGACAACUUUGGAUCAACACCAUUGCACUUGGCAUGCUUAUCCGGCAAUUUAUAUUGUGUACGAAUGCUUUGCGAGAAGAACAAUGUUGAUCUGGAGCCAAAGGAUAAGAAUGGCAAGACACCAUUAAUCCUUGCUCAAAGCCAUCGUCACUUGGACAUUGUAAAGUUGUUGAAGAAUAUGAUUAAGAAACGAUCACGUUGGUUUCCACCAUUGUCAGAAGUGUGGGGACUACUGUUUGGCGGUGCGGGAAAUUCAAAAGGGCCUUUACUUUUGUUUGUAUGCUCAGUUUUGCUUUGGUGCUAUCCCAUGUAUAUGAUACGCGUUAUUCCAAAAACAUGGAACCUUCUGCGAAAAUCGCACUACUGCUUCAUCUAUUGGAACAUCUUGAUGUGGAUAAGCUGGAUUAUUGCAAAUCGUCGCGAUCCGGGCUACAUUCCUUUGAACUCAGAUCAAUACUAUCGAGCGAUCCGACAAAUUCCAUACUUGGAAAAAUGGAAGAAACGGAAUCUCAGCCUGACACGACUCUGCCAUAGUUGCCGUUGCUUGAGACCACUUCGCGCGAAGCACUGCCGCGUAUGCAAUAGAUGUGUCAGCUUCUUCGAUCAUCACUGUCCAUUCAUCUACAAUUGCGUUGGACUGAGAAACCGAAUGUGGUUUUUCCUGUUUGUACUGAGCGUGGCUAUCAAUUGCUCAUUCACAAUUUACUUUGCCUUAUACUGUGUUAUGAUCGAAGGAUUUACCAUACUCUAUAUGCUUGGGCUGUUAGAGGCGGUCACCUUCUGUGGUCUCGGUUGGAUUCUUACUUGCACCUCGAUCCUGCACGCUUGCAUGAAUCUAACCACAAAUGAGAUGUUCAAUUAUAAGCGGUAUGCAUAUUUGCGCGAUAAACGUGGACGCUACCAAAAUCCAUUCUCUCGAGGUCCAUUCAUGAAUUUGAUUGAAUUCUUCGUCUGCUUACCCGAUCGUUACGAUGACGAAAACGAUGACAUCAUCCUUGGCGAUCAUCAUUUGUGACAAUAUUAUCGAUUUUGAAUGUAUAUGUUUUCUUGCAAUUUAACUUAGAGCCAAGAGCAAAAGCUUUCAGAAUAAACAAAUCAGCACUCAGAAUAUUUCUAUUUGAAUUUUAAAGCUUAUUCCAUGGUGACAACAACAACAAAAAAAUAAAUGUUCCGGCACAAAAUUGCA